Drosophila santomea is the source of this 738-nucleotide messenger RNA. RefSeq lists its product as uncharacterized. NCBI's taxonomy places the organism in Eukaryota, Metazoa, Arthropoda, Insecta, Diptera, Drosophilidae. The transcript has 2 exons. The record is from RefSeq and is a predicted model, not a curated record. The coding region runs from base 1 to 738 and encodes 245 amino acids.
AUGGCGAACUUUAUAUCGUUACAGAGAUUUUCGAGCUACAACCGAUUGGUGAGGAGCACCGCAUGGGUGCUCAAAUUUAUUCGACGGUGCCGUGGACUACGCUCUGAUCGAGAGGAUCACGGACUGACGUCGAUGGAGUGCGCGGAGGCCGAGCGCGCACUGAUAAGGCAAUCGCAGGGAGAAGCGUUUGCUAAAGACAGCCAAGGAAAGGCCGCCAAAGGCAGCCGACUGAAUGGGUUGUCACCACACUUCGACGAGGACGGAGUAAUGCGAGCCAGCGGGAGGAUCGACGACGCGGCGUGUGUGCCAUACAGCGCGCGACGGCCGAUCAUACUGUCUCACGAGGAGGCACUGGCGGAGAUGAUUAUGCAGCAUUACCACGAGAGGAUGUGCCACCAAAAUGUGGAGGCAACUAUUGAAGCGACCCGGCAGAAGUUCUGGAUUACGAACUUACGGAGGCUGCUACGGAAGGUGAUGAGUAACAGCAAUGUAUGCAAGCUACGGAAGGCGCGACCUGCACAGCCGGAGGUGGGUCCCCUGCCAGAGGACCGGCUGGAGGCCAACGGAUGGCCAUUCAAGUAUACCGGCCUGGAUUAUUUUGGACCGCUAUUUGUGACUGUUGGACGUCACACGGAGAAAGGAUUCCUGUAUAAUCGCCAUGAGGAAAUUCAUGAGCCGCCGUGGACCGGUGGUCAGGAUAAGGAGCGACAAUGGGAAGAACUACGUUGGAGCCGAUAG